Molecule: messenger RNA, 1811 nt
Organism: Salarias fasciatus (jewelled blenny)
Lineage: Eukaryota; Metazoa; Chordata; Actinopteri; Blenniiformes; Blenniidae
Gene: nipa2
Product: NIPA magnesium transporter 2
Exons: 6
Coding region: 421-1527 (368 amino acids)
Biological process (GO): magnesium ion transport
Cellular component (GO): membrane
Molecular function (GO): magnesium ion transmembrane transporter activity
Source: RefSeq, a predicted model, not a curated record
GGCUCUUCGGAGUCCCGGUAGGCUCGCACAGUUCGGGGCUGCGGUGUCGGGUUGCUGCGGAGGCUCCGUGCGUGCGGUUCAGCGCUCCAGCCUGCGGAGGGCACAGCGAGCAGCAGCGGCCGCCCCUCUGCUGAUAAGCAGAAGAAGAGCGCGGCGGUGCGGCAGUCGUCGGGCAGAAGGUCGGAGCGUGUCGGUGCGGCGGCGGGCUGAGCGGGGAGCACCGAGCGGGAAUACCAUGGCGAUCUGCGGAGCCACCAAGCGGGAUAGCUGCUAAGCUAAGCACCGUCCUCCGCGUCCGGCUCGGAGGGGACCCACCACCGGCGAGCAGGUGUCUGGGCUGCCCAGGAUUGUAGCGUCGGUCAGCAUCUGCACUGCUUGAUCGUAAAUGUGACAGACCGCAGCAACUCAUCCAGCCUCACUAUGGGUCAGGACAGAGGGAAGUAUGAUUUCUACAUCGGUCUGGGGCUGGCUAUCAGUUCCAGCAUCUUCAUUGGCGGCAGCUUCAUCCUCAAGAAGAAAGGACUCCUCAGACUGGCCAGGAAAGGGUCCAUGAGGGCAGGUCAGGGUGGCCACGCAUAUCUGAAGGAAUGGCUAUGGUGGGCUGGUUUAUUAUCAAUGGGAGCCGGGGAAGCGGCCAACUUUGCAGCGUACGCCUUCGCUCCCGCCACGCUGGUCACUCCGCUGGGAGCGCUCAGUGUGCUUGUCAGCGCGGUGCUGUCGUCGUACUUCCUGACGGAGCGGCUAAACCUGCACGGGAAGCUGGGCUGCCUGCUCAGCAUACUGGGCUCCACCACCAUGGUCAUCCACGCUCCUCAAGAGGAAGAGAUCAGCAGUCUGGAGGACAUGGCGAAGAAGCUGGUGGAUCCGGGGUUCGUACUGUUUGCCACCCUGGUUAUCAUCGUGGCUCUCAUCUUCAUAUUUGUGGUGGGGCCCCGUCACGGUCAGACCAACAUCCUGGUCUACAUCACCAUCUGCUCGGUGAUCGGGGCGUUGUCGGUGUCCUGCGUUAAAGGACUGGGCAUCGGCAUCAAGGAGGCCAUCGCCGGCAAAAACGUGGUGAAGAACCCGCUGGCGUGGGUGCUGCUCCUGAGCCUGGUGGCCUGCGUGAGCACGCAGAUCAACUACCUGAACAAGGCCUUGGACAUAUUCAACACGUCCCUGGUGACGCCCAUCUACUACGUGUUCUUCACCACGUCCGUGCUCACCUGCUCCGCCAUCCUCUUCAAGGAGUGGGAGCACAUGGGCGCCGACGACGUGAUCGGCACGCUCAGCGGCUUCUUCACAAUCAUCGUGGGCAUCUUCCUGCUCCACGCCUUCAAAGACGUUAGCGUCAGCCUGGCCACGCUCGCCGUGUCCAUGAGGAAGGAGGAGCGCGGCUUCCCCACGGCCAACGGCAUGUCGUCCCACGGCACGUACGAACUGCUCCACAGCGAGACCAUGGAGGACGUGGAGGACCGGGAAAUGGGCUCGCCGUUCGACAGCGUCUCCAGGAGGAACGGGGCAAUGACUUCAGCGCUGGAUCAUUGAGGAAGAUCCUUCUCCGCCCCGUGGACCGGGCCACGGCUCACUAAGACAAUCAGCUGUACGCGGAGGCCGUCUCCAACUGACCAGUGGAUUGUAUUCGUUUUGAUUUGCCUUACUUUUUCCUGAAUAUGACCCAGUCAUAUCCAGUCAGUUCGAUCUUGAUUUCAUUCCUCUGUAGCGCUGUAAAUAUGUUUUCUAAAAGACUUGUUUUGCUAUCUGUGAAGCAUAGCCAUGCACUGACUUACUUUCUAUAAAUCAAAAAGAUAAAGUUUAAUAUAUAUAUUCUA